Lichtheimia ornata is the source of this 1179-nucleotide messenger RNA. RefSeq lists its product as uncharacterized. NCBI's taxonomy places the organism in Eukaryota, Fungi, Mucoromycota, Mucoromycetes, Mucorales, Lichtheimiaceae. Bases 1 to 1179 code for a protein of 392 amino acids. Gene Ontology annotation, biological process: phospholipid biosynthetic process. Gene Ontology annotation, cellular component: membrane. The record is from RefSeq and is a predicted model, not a curated record. Gene Ontology annotation, molecular function: phosphotransferase activity, for other substituted phosphate groups. The transcript has 7 exons.
AUGAGCUACAUUCCUCCCCAGGAAUUGCCGAAUCUACGACGUUACAAGUAUGGUGGAGUCGACAAGUCGCUGGUGUCCCGCUAUGUCCUUACUCCAUAUUGGAACAACCUUGUCAAGAUCUUCCCCCUUUGGAUCGCUCCAAACAUGAUUACACUUCUUGGGUUGCUUUGCGUGGUGGCCAACGUAGCAACGCUCUUUUACUACACCUCCGACCUUGGUCCGUGCCCUAAUUGGGUCUAUUACACAUUUGGAUUGGGUCUCUUCAUGUAUCAAUCGUUGGAUGCAAUCGAUGGCAAACAGGCACGAAGGACUGGAUCAUCAGGACCCCUUGGGGAGCUCUUUGAUCAUGGAUGCGAUGCAUUAAACACAAUGUUGGGUUGUCUCACAUGGGCAUCCGCCACGUAUCUUGGCCAGAGCUGGUGGACUGUAACUUCUUUGUGCGCAAGUCUUGGAAACUUUUAUCUAUCCACUUGGGAGGAGUACCAUACCGGAGUCCUGUAUCUUGGAUACUUUAGUGGUCCUGUGGAAGGUGUGCUGAUGCUGGUGGGCGUUCAGUUGAUUUCGGGUUAUUUUGGUCCCGCAUUUUGGACAUUACGGAUCGCUGAAAUAUUACCCAUCACCCAGUGGGCUACGGAGCCAUGGAAACGCAUCGUUGGCGGGCUGCAGUUGAAUCAUGUAUUGAUUAUUUUUGGCGCCAUUGUGCUUUUGUACAACAUUUUUGCUGCAUUGCUGAAUGUGAUCAUUAUCAAAUUCAAGCCUACUGACCACUCGCAUGAAGAUCGGAGUGUUCUCAAAGCCCUCGCCGGUCUUUUUCCUUUUGUGUAUAUCAUGUCAACUUCUCUUUAUUGGAUGCACCUGUGGCCAGAUAUAGUACAUGAGCAUUUGACUUGGUUCAUUUUCAUGCUUGGAUUAUUGUUUGGACACCAAUUGGGACUCAUGAUUACGGCACACGUAGCAAAGCUUUCUUUCCCGUAUUGGAAUACUCCCGUUUACUUGAUCCUUGCCCUUGGGUGCCUUGCUGCCUAUGCUGAUGUUUAUUCGGAAGGGGUAGUGGAUAUCAAUCAUCUUGCUUUACUCAAGGCACUUUUGGCCAUCUCCGGUAUCCAAUACGCUAUGCUCGUUCGCGGCGUGAUCAAUCAAAUUUGUGACUUUUUGAAGAUCAAGUGCCUUAGACUAUGA